UAAUCAUGUUUCAGAGACGUGAUUGAUUUUACUAUUUCAAGCUGCGCGCCUUUUCGUUUUCAGGUUACCAAAGUAAAGUCAUUUCAGUCAUUUGAUUUUGUUGUCUGGACCUACGACCUUCUUUCAGUAAUUAUUUAAUUGUUUGAUUUGUUUUGUUAAUAUUGUUACAUGAUGUUUCGAACUUUCAUUUCGGCUAGAGCUAAUUCUAUCAAUGCUAAAAAGUUAUCAACGGUAAUUACUAGAGAUCUAGAGUCUCUAGUUAAUUUCAAGGUAACCUCUCGUAAUACUCGAUUAUAUUCAUCUUCAAAGCUAGCAUCGUGCAUCAAAUUUGAUAGGAAGUAUAGCUUUCAUUCUGGUUCAUUAUAUGGUAGACCUUUGCAAUUUACUAGUGUAAGAUGUUUUUCAUCUGGAGAUUUACCCGAGCAUACACCGGUCCCAUUACCUGCUUUAUCUCCAACCAUGGAAUUGGGAACUAUAGUUUCAUGGGAGAAAAAGGAAGGUGAUAAAUUAAAUGAAGGUGACUUACUGGCGGAAAUUGAGACAGAUAAAGCUACUAUGGGCUUUGAAACUCCAGAGGAAGGUUACUUGGCAAAAAUAUUGGUGUCUGCUGGAACCAAAGAUAUUCCGAUUGGAAAAUUGUUGUGCAUCAUUGUUCAAAAUCAAGAGGAUGUUGCUGCCUUCAAAGACUAUGUACCUUCAGAAUCUUCUGUAAAACCCAAAGCAGCUGGAGAGUCGUCUUCACAGCCUCCUGUGCAACAAACUCCACAACCCGUGCCGCAGAAUGUUCCACAACAGCCUGCAUUCGCUGCUGGUGGUGCUCCAACCGGUGGAAGAAUCUUUGCUAGUCCUUUCGCCAAGGCCUUAGCAUCAUCGAAAGGUCUUGAUCUCUCAGCCAUUGGUCAAGGUUCAGGUCCAGGAGGAAGAAUUAUUGCCCAAGAUGUAUUAUCAUCAUCAACAACAACACCAACUAACGUGGCUCCAGUCGCUGGAGGUUCUUUCGUUGACAUACCUCUUACUGGAAUGCGUCAAACCAUCGCAAAACGCUUAUUACAGUCCAAGCAAUCUAUUCCUCAUUAUUACUUAACUGUCGAUAUUGAAAUGGAUCAACUCCUCAAUUUAAGGAAACGCGUUAACGAAAUGCUCAACAAGGAAAACGUAAAGGUUUCAGUGAAUGAUUUUGUUAUAAAAGCAUCUGCUUUAGCAUGCAGGAAAGUACCAGAGACCAAUUCAUCCUGGCAAGAAUCAUACAUCCGUCAAUAUUCAAAUGUAGAUGUUUCAAUUGCUGUAAGCACUGAUAGAGGUCUUAUAACACCAAUCAUCUUUAAUGCUGAAAGCAAAGGAGUCAAAGAAAUUAGCGAGCAAACUAAAGCUUUAGCUGCCAAAGCUCGAGACGGCAAAUUGGAACCUCAAGAGUUCCAAGGAGGUACUUUCACCAUCUCAAACCUAGGAAUGUUUGGAGUGAAACAUUUUUGUGCCAUAAUCAGCCCUCCUCAAUCGUGUAUAUUAGCGGUCGGUGCUGCCGAGAAGAAAGUUGUACCUGAUGAUAACGGAGGAUUUAGAGUAGCUAAUGUUAUGAAUGUCACUCUGAGCUGUGAUCACAGAGUUGUGGAUGGAGCUGUGGGAGCUCAAUGGCUUCAGCAUUUUAAACGAUUUUUAGAGGAUCCUGUUACAAUGAUUAUCUAAAUUAAUCACUUUUAUCAGUUGCCAUUUUCUCCCCGAAUUGAAUGAAUUUAGUCCCGUAUUUGAUUUUACCUCCUAUUUAAUAGGUUUAGUCUGUUUGUAAUUUAUUUUAAAUAUUAUUUGCUGUUAAACUUGUUAAUUUGUCUUGAUUUAACUGGUAAAACCAUUUUCUUUACAUUUGGGACACAGCUGAAAAAA
Molecule: messenger RNA, 1878 nt
Organism: Tetranychus urticae (two-spotted spider mite)
Lineage: Eukaryota; Metazoa; Arthropoda; Arachnida; Trombidiformes; Tetranychidae
Gene: muc
Product: dihydrolipoamide S-acetyltransferase muc
Biological process (GO): pyruvate decarboxylation to acetyl-CoA
Cellular component (GO): pyruvate dehydrogenase complex
Molecular function (GO): dihydrolipoyllysine-residue acetyltransferase activity
Source: RefSeq, a predicted model, not a curated record